Messenger RNA from Leptopilina heterotoma, 2175 nucleotides. It is a transcript of the gene Hpr1, whose product is annotated as THO complex subunit 1. Gene Ontology annotation, cellular component: THO complex part of transcription export complex. NCBI's taxonomy places the organism in Eukaryota, Metazoa, Arthropoda, Insecta, Hymenoptera, Figitidae. Gene Ontology annotation, biological process: regulation of DNA-templated transcription elongation; mRNA export from nucleus; signal transduction. Gene Ontology annotation, molecular function: protein binding. Bases 121 to 2076 code for a protein of 651 amino acids. The record is from RefSeq and is a predicted model, not a curated record. The transcript is spliced from 8 exons.
AGACGAUAAUUGAUUUCGGAAUGUUGUUAUACCUUUGCUAUCACUGUCUAAAAUUUAAAUUUUUUAAAUAAUAAAUAGUGAAUAAGUGAUAAAUUAGUUUAGAAAAUUAUACCUCCAACUAUGGCAAUGUUUGAAACAUUAAGAAAAGAUUACAGCGAGCACUUGCAGCAUUCCUUCAAAACCUCAGACACAGCGUCAUUUGUGAAAAAAUGUACAGAUCAUUGUAUUAAUGAAUCAGAUAGAAAAUCAGCGGUUGAUCAAGCACUCCGCGAUACUCUAUUAUUAAUUUUAGCCGAAAAUUCAUCAGGAAAUGUACAAGCACUCGAGGCGUAUAUUACAUUUUGCAUUGAACUAUGCCAAAGAGAUUUGGCGACAGCAAGUGUUCCUGUAAUGUUACUGGGCGAUAUAUUCGAUGCAAUGACAUUGGAUCGAUGUGAGAGUCUCUUUACAUUCGUUGAAAAUAAUGUCGCCGUAUGGAAAGAAGAAAUGUUUUUCGGUGCUUGUAAAAAUAAUCUUCUACGAAUGUGUAACGAUCUCUUGAGAAGACUCUCACGUUCUCAACAAACUGUAUUUUGCGGAAGAAUAUUACUUUUUCUAGCGAAAUUCUUUCCAUUCUCUGAACGUUCGGGAUUGAAUAUUGUCAGUGAAUUUAAUUUAGAAAAUCAUACUGAAUUUGGAACGGAAAAAUCAGACGAUAUUUUAGAUCAAAUGAAUGUUGACGAUAUGUCCGAGAGUAAAAUAUCAAUUGACUAUAAUUUAUAUAGAAAAUUUUGGGCUUUACAAGAUUUUUUUCGUAAUCCAAAUCAAUGUUAUAAUAAAAUGCAUUGGAAAGUUUUCUCAGCGCACGCUUCAAAUGUAUUAUCAGCGUUCUCUUCAUUUAAAUUAGAAGAGCAAAGAAGUUGUUUAACAACAGUGAAAGACGAUUCGAUAAUGGAGGGAACUCACAAAGAGACGCAUUAUUUCGCUAAAUAUCUCACGAAUCAAAAAUUACUUGAACUUCAACUUUCUGAUACUAAUUUUCGAAGAUACGUUCUACUUCAGUUUCUUAUUUUAUUCCAGUACUUGAAUAGUACAGUGAAAUUUAAAUCGGAAACACACGAAUUGAAAGCCUAUCAGGCCGAAUGGGUGAAAUCGACAACGGAUCAAGUUUAUUCACUGUUAAUUGAAACGCCACCCGAUGGUCGAAUAUUUGCUGAAACUGUUAAACAUAUUUUGGCUCGUGAGGAGCAUUGGAAUGCUUGGAAGAAUGAAGGUUGUCCGGCAUUUAAAAGACCUGCGCCGGAAACAAAUGAAGAUGACACGAAGGAAACUAGAAAACCAAAAAGAUCUCGUAGAAAAAUUGGCGAUUUUAUCAAGGAAGCUCAACUCGUUGGAAAAUAUCAUAUGGGAAAUCCCGAGUUGACAAAACUAUGGAAUCUGUGUCCGAAUAAUUUGGAAGCCUGCAAAUCAAAAGAACGAGACUUUCUACCAUCUUUGGAAACUUAUUUCGAAGACGCAAUUAUCGAAUUGGAUCCAGCUGCAAUGGUCGACGAGGAGUACAAAAAAGUAAAUGAUGGUAAUUUCGGUUGGAGAGCAUUAAGAUUAUUAGCUAGACGUAGUCCACAUUUUUUCGUACAUGGAAAUUAUCCGAUAAAUAAACUUCCCGAAUAUCUGGAGACAAUGAUUAAGAAAAUUGCAAAAGAUCGACCGCAAACUCAAGUUGAUAUAAAAAUCGAAGCUGAUGAAACACCACCGCAGUCAGCUGAUCAAGAAUUCUGUGAGGAUGUUUUAAAACAAGAAUCUGAUCAAACUGACGCUGAAACUUUAGAUAAAGUUUCAAAGAUAAAUAAACUUACCCCGGAAAUGAUUGAAAAGUUGUCAGAAGCACUGAAAGGCGAUUGGAAGAAGUUAGCUACCAAGUUAGGAUACAAGGAUAAUGAGAUUAAGUAUUUUCAAGGAAAACCAACACAAUUUGAACAGUGUAAAACAUCACUGGAAAUAUGGGCCGAAGAAGUUGAGGAUGCAUCGACAGAAAAUCUUGCUGAAAUUCUUGAGGAAUUAAAAUUAUUUGAAGCAUUGGAAAUAUUGAAAUCGUGAUCGAAUAAAUUCCGGUAAUUCCUUUAAUUAUUUUUUAACAAUUUUUUUCGAUUGAAUUUUGUACAAAUAUUCAUAUAAAGAACUUUUAUGAAACAAUAA